AAUUAGAAAAAAAAAAAAUUGCGUUUAUUUAAUAUGGCGCGCCACGGUGUCGUUCCUUUCUGAAGUAUCAAACUCAUCAAUUGUAAUGUUCUCCUUCUCCCGCUGAGAAAUCAGAAAGAAAGAUCGGGAGAAAUGGAAAUCCCGAUUGAUCUGAUAAAGCAAGUCCAGAUCUCACUCCGCAAACAUGCGAAUCUCUCGUCGUACGACCCAGACGAUCCCUCUCUCCCGAAUCUUCCGUCGCCGGAGGAAGCCGUUGCGGCGCUCGAUUCUUCGCCGCCGUACCUCCGGUGUCGGCAUUGCAAGGGCAGACUCCUCCGUGGAGUACAGUCUCUUAUUUGUGUCUUUUGCGGCCAAGAAGCCUUCAACGACGUCGUACCCGACCCUCUCAAUUUCCGAAACACUCUUGGCUAUCGCUGGCUGCUCGAAUCCCUGAAUUUGGACGGAUCGGAGACUGUGGCACCACCUGGUGAAGUAAAUAAUUCGCAAAGAGGAAGGACUGCUCCGAAAGAUGAAUUGCCAUUGUCUGAUCUUCUAAAUUUAGAGAUAAAAUGGCCAUCUGAGUUGGAGAAAUUUGGAUCUCGUCUCUCAAAUGAAACACCAGUACAGAGCAAAAGUUCCUUGAAUUUGUCUGGAGUAAAUAUUGAGAACUUCUUUGCUCAGAAAGAGAAAGGGGCUUCUUCUAACGUAUCUGCAGAGCCGUCAAUGUCUAGCAACCAGAUUGAUGGUGGGGAAAUUAGACAAGGUCAUGAAAUUGAUGAUUUGUUUGAGAGUGCUAAGCUUUCUGGAACUGUUCAUGAGAAUCUUAGUUUGUUUGAGAAUGCUAAGCCUUCUGAAACCGGUCGUGAGAAUCUUACUUUGUUUGAGAAUGCCCAGCCUUCCAAAACCUCUGUGUCAUCUACUGAAAGUGAGAGUAAAAAUUUGUCUGAUUCUGGUUGGGGAACAGAUUUUCAAUCUGCCGCUUCGGCAACACCUCAUAAGGACUCAACAUCAUUUGAUCCUUUCAUGGGUUCCACAGAUCUUUCUACUCACAUGGAUGAAGUAUUUGGUCCCGCAAAAGACUCUAUUGGCAAGAAGGAUGAAGAGACAGUUGGAUCUGCAUCCAUGGCUAGUGAUUGGUUUGUAGAUGAUGCACAGAAAAAUUCCAACUCGGGGUUAAAUAGUCCUUUGGAGGACUUUAAAACGACCGCAAAUGUGAAUAAUGAAAACAUAGUGGGAAAUGUGAAUUAUUCUUCAUCUACCGAUGUUGAUUGGGUCGAAGACAAUAGAUGGCAAAGUAACAGCAAAAAUGAACCUGGCAGUAAGGCUGAUGAGGAAAAUGAUUCGUUUGACGAUGGCGACUGCCGACUGGGUGGGUGGGAGCCGGGAGGAAGGAAAAAUGAAACGGAAGAGAAGAGUGAAAGAAUUUGA
Molecule: messenger RNA, 1407 nt
Organism: Morus notabilis
Lineage: Eukaryota; Viridiplantae; Streptophyta; Magnoliopsida; Rosales; Moraceae
Exons: 2
Coding region: 133-1407 (424 amino acids)
Source: RefSeq, a predicted model, not a curated record